AUGGUCACGGGAAUGCGCAGCCAGUCCUUGCGAGGACCCCGGCCCACCUAUGGAAAGCUCCAAGACUGCCAGGGGAGACCCCUGGAGGGCCGACCACGCCGAGCACUGAGCCUGCGGCAGGAGCGGAACAGGGGACAGCAGGGCGCCGAGGGAGACCCAGAAGGGCCCAGCCCCGCUGCUCAGGAGUGGCUGCCAGGGGGCCCCGGGGACACGGAGCAGCUGAUCCAAGCGCGCCGAGGCAGCGGACGGUGGCUGAAGCAGUACCGACAGCAGAUGAAGAGGAGGUGGGAGAGCCUGGUGGCCAGCAUCCCCGGUCUCACCCUGAGCCGAUCGUCCGCCUCCCAGGAGCCGCUGGACACUGCCAGUUAA
Ochotona curzoniae (black-lipped pika) is the source of this 369-nucleotide messenger RNA. It is a transcript of the gene CUNH11orf86, whose product is annotated as chromosome unknown C11orf86 homolog. The record is from RefSeq and is a predicted model, not a curated record. Lineage: Eukaryota; Metazoa; Chordata; Mammalia; Lagomorpha; Ochotonidae. The coding region runs from base 1 to 369 and encodes 122 amino acids. The transcript is spliced from 2 exons.